Molecule: messenger RNA, 6968 nt
Organism: Agelaius phoeniceus (red-winged blackbird)
Lineage: Eukaryota; Metazoa; Chordata; Aves; Passeriformes; Icteridae
Gene: VSTM2A
Product: V-set and transmembrane domain containing 2A
Cellular component (GO): membrane
Source: RefSeq, a predicted model, not a curated record
UGUAGGGAGGGCAGUCAUCACGCCAUCCUGAGCAGCAAGAGCUGACGUUGGAUGAAGCUGCCAGGUAGCUGAAAAAAGGCACAGAAGGCAGCUGAUACCCACUUUUCAACGGUUUGUGUUUUUUUUAGUCUGUAUCUGGACUUCAAGCAACACAGCGCCUGAGACAGCUCAUCUGAACCACGCUGUAUUGCAAUACUCACUCUUCUCAAAGAAAAAGACUCCACUGAGCAGCAGAAUGCUGCCAGUGUCGCAGCCAGGUCUACAAUACAGAGCCUUUUUGUAACAUUGCACAUUUCUUUCUGUUCAGAUAUUUGAAAUACAUACAUACACUUAUAUAUCAGUUCUUUCUUUUCUGAGGACACCUUUGGCUUUUUUUUUUCCCUGAUGUGACUUCUUCAUCUUGGAAUGAUGGGGAUCUUUCUAGCUUAUAUUGGAUUCAUUUUCUUUUCAGUUAUGUAUAUUCAACAAGGACUUUCUACCCAAGCAAAAUUCACAGAGUUUCCCCGAAAUGUCACGGCCACUGAAGGGCAGAAUGUGGAGAUGUCUUGUGCUUUCCAAAGUGGCUCUACUUCAGUGUACCUUGAAAUCCAGUGGUGGUUUCUGCGGGCAGCUGAGGACCAAGAGACUGGAGCUGAGGUGACAGGAACUCAGGUGGAGUUCCUGCCCGAGCGGGACCUGGACAACGACGGCACGAAGAUCAGCACAGUGAAAGUACAAGGGAAUGACAUCUCCCACAAGCUGCAGAUUUCAAAAGUGAGGAAAAAGGAUGAAGGCUUGUAUGAGUGCAGGGUGACCGAUGCCAACUAUGGAGACCUUCAGGAGUACAAGGCCCAGGCGUUUCUCAAAGUCAAUGCUAACAGCCACUCUCGGCGAAUGCAAGCCUUUGAGGCAUCCCCAAUGUGGUUGCAAGACAUGAAACCUCGUAAAAACAUCUCAGCAGCUGUCCCAAGUAGCAUCCACAAUUCUGCCAAUCAGCGUGUACAUGCCACCUCCAGCCCCGAAGCAGCAGCCAAAAUCCCCAAACAAAGUCCACAAUCAGGUGCGAGGAUAGCUACAAGCCAUGGACUUUCUGUCCUGCUUCUUGUUUGUGGCUUUGUGAAGGGUGCUUUGCUUUAAUCUAAAAGUGCUGACUUUUUCCAAUAUCACUUUCUCUUCUUAAAGCAAAGAGCAAAUCGCCUGUAAAAUCCACGGAGCGGACAGCAAAGUUGACCCUAACCUCCAACCACCACUCUGCACCCAAUGUACUCUAAAUCUCUACACAAGGAGCACCUUCUUCAGGAAGUACAAACAAAAUUACUAAAUAAAUAAAAUAAAAUAAAAUAAAUAUUAUAAAAAAGAAGAGGAUACCACAUGUUUUCUUGAUAUAUCUUAUUUUCUUUGGCUUAUCACUGAUAUUUUAUUUGAAGAGAACUGGUGUGAUGUAAUCAAACGUUUUGUAACAGCAAGACCUAGUUUCCUUUUCUUUUGGCAAGGAGAAGCCUCAUCCUUAACUUCUCAGGGGUUGGCCUGCGAGUCCUCAGUUUUACAGAAUUUACCAUGGAUGACAUUUGGUUUCCUACGCUGAAAGAACCGUUCCAGCCUGGAAGCAAAAAGAGGCCAAAUAAUGAAACAAACUACAGUGAUUGAACAUAAAUAGAAUACAAACAAACUUUAUCAAAAAGUCUUUUUUUUUCUUUUCUUUUUUUUUUUUUUUUGCAUGAGGAAUAGGAAUAUUCUACUAAGCAGCUCAGCAGACUAGGGGAUGUUGUUUCUGAAAAACAUAUAAGGAUAUUUUUCUUUUAAGAUUUUUUUCUUUUUGCUUUCCAAUAUAUUAUUCUUUUCACCCUUUGAGGUUUUUUUCCUGUCUUUCUGUUUGUUUCUUGUUCAGUGAUGGCAAGUACCAACUUAGGCCAACCCCUGAUGACUAUGUGGAGGUUUAUAUAUAUACAUCCCUUUUUUUGUGUGUGCGUGUGCGUUCUAUAUUUCAGUGUGUUUUCUCUAAUUUUGCAACUCCUGUAUAUGCAAAACCAACCUAAAUUCUGUAAAUUGCUUACAGUCUGUGUGAUAUAACUUCAGAGUAGACAUACUUUGGUCCUCAUGCAAGCCAGUUUUUAAUAUUAUCUAUAUGUCGUGCCACCAAGAAACAUCUUUAUUUCCUCUUUUGACAAAACACCACUUUUUAGUUUUUAAUUCAGUAAUGUGUGGAUUUUGUAAUGCAUAUCUUCACUUUGACUGGUUUGACCCCCUUCAGCCCUCUGUUUACUCUGUAAAUGCACAUUAAAAUUUGUUAUGGUCUCUAGAAAAUGAAUUCUUUUAGUUUGUAUGUUGUGUUGGAGUUCAGAUGCUGAAAGCUCUUUGAACUUGUGACGUUUAUAGAAGAUGAAGUGAUUCAAUCACUAGAGACUGUAAAAUGCAGGUUUGCAGUCAAAUACUGCACAUAAAGGAAGGUUAGAAACAGAAAACAGACAAAUAAACCAGAACAUGUCUUUAAGGAAGUUCUUUUGGUAAAGAGUUUUAGAAAGCGAAUUUCUUACACUGAUAAAAUAUAUUUGCAUCACAGCUCCUUCUACAUGGCCAAAGAAGUGUCUUUCUUUGCUUUUUCUGAAAGUGGAUUGUCAUUACUCAUUGAUAUUCUUAAUUAAAAUACUUUUUGUCUGUGAACUGAAUGUGAGAAUUUUGCUGUUGAAUGAUGUAAUAUGUGUUACAUGAAUUACAUUCAUUAAUGCAGGAAGCAAAAAUUGCUACCAUUUGCAGCUGCAAUCAGGAAGGUUUUUUGCUUUUUCCCGUCUUUCCACUGAUGCUGAAAAAUUCACACCCUUUCAUUUAUCAGCACAGACAAUCACAUACACCACAUGCUUAUUAUGAUCUAUUUAUAGCAGCAUUAAGUAGCUGCAGUGUGGUCAGCUGUGUGAUUUCUCCUCACUUUGUAAGUACUGCAGAAGAAAUUUUAAAAGUAUGUUUAUAAUCUCACCAGUCUGUGGUCUACAGGCCUAACAUUUUAUUUCAAAAUGCUCGUAAGUCCGAUGUCUUCCCCCAUUACUUUCAAAGGAUAAAGAACAAAUAAAGGCAUAGAAUCAACAUUUUGUUAACCCAAUGCUUCAGAACAGGAUAACAUAUUUGUGCAGAUCUAAUUUUCCAUAAAUUCUGCAGUAUAAGCUUGACUGGGAGUAGUCAGUCUUCAGUUUUAGACAAGUCUUAGCAGUAAUAAAGAGAGCAGAAGUUCGGCAUAAUACAAAAAAAAAAUCAGGUGUAACCAUCAGUAGAAAUAAAAUUUCUUUUAUUUCAACAUAAAAUUUAUGAUCCACUUAGAAUGUUGUAUAUUGAGAAAGUUUUUCUCCAUAGUUAUAACAGUUUAUUAGGCUACUGACAAAGAAAUUAAAAACUGCCCCCAUUAAAAUGUACCAAAUCAAAGUCAAUAUUGUGGAUCAGAGAGGAAACAAGGAGGAAAGAAAAAGUCAAGGGUCGGAGCUUUUUAAAGUCUCACUUUCUGAACACACCUGUGGAACCAAACUUUGAGGGUUCUGGAGAAAAAUCUCCAUUUUCUUUCUGAAAUGGAUAUCUAUGACUGGAUUAUGUGAGAAUCUCUUGCUUGGAGCUUGGAAACUUCAGUUUCCAUUGGUCUUAACUGGAACCAAAUGCUUAAUGUCACAUUACUGUAUUGCUUACUGUAUCCAUAUAUCUUGUAUGAAUAUUCCAUGUAUGCACAUAGAGACUACCCAUCAUGGCAUAUGGAAUUUGACAGCACAGUUUAACCUCACAUUGCUUAAGUUGUUACUAUGUAAAACUGAUACUGUGUUUUGCUUUAUGCUGUUAGCUGCUUGGAUAUAAAUCACCAUGUACUAGGAAUUCAAAUUAAAGAACGAGCUGAAAUUAAAAGCAGAAUUCUAGAUCACUUGGAUUAGUGUGAUGCAAACCCAAAGACAAUGCCAUGUUGGGAUCUGCUAUUGUACAACUGUGUCAGCAAAAAAAAAAUGGACAAAAGAAAUCUGUAGGACUUUUGAAAAGCCUUUACGAUUUCCAUGAGAUGCCAAUAGUACGCAGAAAUUGUCCUCCUUUCCCUCUUGAAAUAACAUACCCAAAUUCUUUAGAUUAGGCUGAUUGAGCCCUUCUGAUUGCAGAUCUAGAGCACAGCUUUCGUUUCAGCCAAUCUGUGUGGAUGCAGCAGCAACAGGAACAGGUAUUACAUUUUUAUGUUUUAAACUGUGUCUUAACAGCUAUUCUUCAAAUUAAGAAUCCACCUGGAUUUUCUCAAAAUGGAAGUUAAGAUACAGUAGACACCCUUGUUUCUAAGAAUUCUGUUUUGAAUAAUAUUUGGCAUAGGAAUGAUACUACUACCAUUUUCUGCCAGGUGCAGUUCUUGUUUAGACUUAACACAAAUAGAUUUUUAAAAAGGAGCUUCAUUAAAUCCUGAAAAGCUCCUUGUUGAGUGGGGUAUCUAGAAAGGGAAUUUGCAUCUAGCAUUCGUAACAUCUCUCAACCCAAUGUCCUUAUCCCUUUUACAAAAUGAGCCCAGUUUUGAGGUGGUCUUUUACAUGACUCACGCUUCUCAAUUUGUGUCCCCAAAGCCUCGUUGCAUAUGGUGACAUUCUUCAGGUCUUUCCAACAGGUUUUGCUUUUUAUAGAAGAAUAAACAUGGGUGAGUAUGAAACGCUUUUGUAUUCAAGGUAUAUGCCACCUACACUCACACACUUUGUGAUCUGAUGUGUCAUCAGGCUGAAAGAAACAUGUUCCAGCCCCAUGAGGUGUCAGUGACAGCCUUUGUAUUACAUGGGAAAAGGAUCCAUGGCAUUUUGGUACUGCUACCAGGGAUUAGUACUGCAACAGAGCCUGUCUCAAAAAUUCUCCUUUCCAAUGGUUACUAAAUAUUCUUUUAAGCUCUGGAACCUCAUGCAUAGAAGUUGCUGCAUAAAAUAUUUGAAUGUCUCUUUCUUAAUUGUAUUUGGUAAACUUUGCAAAGAAAUUUGUGGAGCAUGAGAAGGCUCAGACCAUAGAUUUAAAAAAUCUUGGCAGACUAAUUUAAGAUUGAAAUUACUCAGAACUUCUAUUAAGAAAGGUACUAGAAAAUUUGAAAGGUAAACACAGAAUCUAUCAAAAGUAAUUGUUAUUUCUUUUUCAUUCUCAAUAUUAAAUAUUUACAUUUCAGCACUACCUGAAGGCAAAGAUCAGAAGUAGAUAUAAACAUGAGACACCAUGGCAAAAAUGAUAGGACUCUUUGGAAGUUCAUACUUUUUCAUCUAAUUCAGUGCUACUGUGAUUCAAGACCAGAACAUAUGCUGAAACCAGUUUUUUUUCACAUUGAUUCUUUAAAGUACUUUCUCUUUUUUCAAAUAAAGUGAGGAAACAGUGGCUAGUGAAAGAAAUCUUAAUGCUUGCCUGGUAUUUUUUAACUUUUAAUGAUCUUUAAUUUCUAAUGACCUUAACUUCUAACUUCAUCUUAAGUGAUGUCAUAAUUUAAAUCAUUAUUUUAAAAAAUCCAACAAAAUCCCCCUCCCUCCAAAAAACCAAAACUGACACAGCUAACAAACUUAAAUUCCUUCCUUAAAAAAAAAAAAAAAAUUCAAACCUUUGUCAUUUGCAGGGUAUGGGAACAUUUUUCCAUGACAUUACUACUGAGGUAAAUGUCAAACGUUGUUUAUAGAGCUAAAAGCAUUAGGAACCAAGAUUGGGAUCAUCAUACUUUGUAAUAUAAAUUUUUAAAGGUUAAUCUUACAUUAUUAGCUCAGCUAAACAAUGCUAAGCACACAGUAAAUUGAUUAAUGCAACUCGCUAUAAAUGCCUUCAAUCUUUUGUUCUGAGCUUCCUAAAUAUUGAUUUAUUUCAUUUCACUGUCAUAAAGUUUGCACAUACAUUGACAUAACUGAAAGAUUAUACAUAGUUUUUCUACUGUAAUUCAUGCAAAGAAAUGUAAGAAGAAAGUUAAAUUUGUCUGUAACAAUGAAUUACAAUCAACUGGAGAAGAUACUUGCAAAGAAACAAAUGUGUGCUUUCUUGAGAGUAAAGUUUCAUUGCAAUUCAUUACUUAAAUUCUCCUUUUUGAGCUUUUUUUUUUUUUUGACAACAUUUCAAUCAACUACUAAAACAAUACUAUAUAUCUUAUUACUCCUUACAAGGUGACAGGAAAAAAUAAUGUCACCUUUAUUAUGAAAAAUCUAGGGGGAAAAACAAAUUUUUGCAUUCAACAGCAUUUUAAACUCUCACUGUUUACAGUGUCCUAUCACAUCAAAAUAUCUUGAGAUAUAUUAAUAUAUAUAUAUAUAGAGAGAGAUAUAUAUAGAUAUAGAUAUAGAUAUAUAUAAUUUGAUUUCCAACUCUAUCAUGCUGAUAAUAGAGAUGGCCUUCAGAUGGGAGCAAAUGAAUUUUUCGAUUAUUGAAAUGCUCCUUUACAUUGAUAUUACAGCACAUAAAGAGGUCUUAUGUGUGUGUGAAACUAUUUACUGAGUGACAGCUCAUAGGGAAGCCAAAACAUACAUAAUAGACUAUUAAUUCCUUUCUUUUUUUAUAUGCCAUGAACUUGAAAACAAGAGAGAAGAUUGCUUCUGAAAACUAGCUGCUUAAAAUAAACUAUUUCAUUCAAAUCUUUGAAGAAACAAAUUCCUUAAUAAAAUGACUUGUAUAACUAUAAACUUUUAAACUAUAUGGGGCUUAGAUUUUUAAGAAAAGUUAUAUAUAUAUUAUAUAUAAUAUCUUUGUACAUAAAAUUGGGAAGGAAGGAUAUAAUAACUUCUUUUGCUACUUCUGAUAGAAGAUUAUGUUUAUUGCUGCUGAUUGUCUUCAAUACUAAAUGAUUCAAAAGACCCUUUAAAUUACUGAUAACCAUACUUUGACAAAAAAAAAAAAGAUUCCAAUUUUUCUGAUCAUUUGCAAUACACUUUAGUUUCUGCAUAUUAACCAGCACUUGUUCAGGUUUUAAAAUGUUGUUUUUUCAUCCUAAUAGAAAAGAAGUAAUCCGUAUUUUAUUAAAAAUAAAUGUCAACAUGUUUAUGAAACCA